This is a messenger RNA of Frankliniella occidentalis (western flower thrips), 2226 nucleotides long. Its product is annotated as leucine zipper putative tumor suppressor 2. NCBI's taxonomy places the organism in Eukaryota, Metazoa, Arthropoda, Insecta, Thysanoptera, Thripidae. The record is from RefSeq and is a predicted model, not a curated record. The coding region runs from base 130 to 1662 and encodes 510 amino acids. The transcript has 4 exons.
AGGGGAGAAUGAACCUUGUUCACCGUGACCACAUGGUGGCCACAACACCGCAAUGAGAUCUGUUUUAAUCUUCUGUUGCAGGGCAAGGCGGUCAUCAGGCCCAUCGCCUUCCGGCCGCUGCAGGGCGCCAUGAGCCCCGGCCCGGGGGCUGGAGGCGGCGCGGGGGUCCGGCAGGGUGCGGGCGGCAGGCUGUCCAACGCCGGCGAGCGCUACGGCUCCACGCCCGUCCUCGCCAGGCCCGGCACGAGGCUCGCGCUGCACGGCAGCACGACUGACCUCCGCUCGCUGCACUCGGGCGGCUCCUCCCACAUGGGCGGCGCCCUCGGGGCCCUGGGCGGGUCGCUGCACGGCGGGCUGGGCGGCGGCCACCUGGGCGGCUCGGGGUCGCACCUGUCCCUGGACCGGAAGCUCACGCUGUGCUCGUCGCCCCCGCUGUCGUCGCUGUCCUCGCUCAACUCCCUGCCGCUGCCCGGGCGACUGGAGGGGCGGCUGGAGGCGCGGUACGACCCCCUGUCGGCUACCAGCACCCUCACCGCCCCCUCCAGGGCGGGUUCCGUCGACAGGAACAUCGGCCACAGCCAUCGGUCGGACGCUGCCCUACGGAGACUACCCUUGGUGGGACUCCCCUUGUCCGCCAUGCACCACGGGUCGGCCGACAGGGUCGACGGUGACCUGAACGGUUCGGUGCUUCCCCAGGAUCUUGAGCUGGAAGCAGCGCUGCGAGGAAGAGACUCGGAGCUCGCCGUUAGACAGCGCGAGGAGCGGGCCGAGCGGGGCGGCUGGGCGCGAGAGCUGCGGCGGCUGCAGCACGCCUCGGCGCGGCAGCACUCGCUGGGGCAGCACGCCCUGGCCCUGCAGCAGGCCGAGCGCCACGCCGAGCGGCAGCAGCAGCGCGAGCGGCACGCCGAGCGACACGCCGAGCGCCACGCUGAGAGACACGCCGAGCGACACGCGCGGGAGUUGGGCGGGGAGGUGCGGCUGCUGCGCUCUCGGCUGGAGGAGACGAGCUGGGCGCUCCACCAGCGCAACGGCGAGCUGUCCCUGCUCAAGGCGCAGCUCAAGGAGGCCCUGUCCCACCAGGAGCAGGCGUCCCGCCUGGCCGGCCGCGCGCAGGAGGCGGCCGCGCUGCGCGCCCAGCUGGACGGGGAGCGGGCUUCCCUGACGGGCAUGCGGCGCACCCUGGCCGACCGCGACGCGGAGCUGCAGCGCGCCGCGGACGCGAGGGACGCGGCGCUGAGAGACGCGGCCGAGCUGCGCGCCGUGGCCAGGCACCUCGAGUCGGAGCUGGAGCUGGCUGUGGCCCAGGCCAAGGGCAACCAGGCCGUGCUCAAGCACCAGCACCAGGUACAGCACCAGGCCGGUGAGCAGCACGAUGCGCAGCAGAGCCAGCAGCUGCGCGCCGAGGUGCGCCGCCUGCGCGAGGAGCUCGCCGCGGAGCGCGCUACCUGGGCCGAAGAAAAGGAGAAGGUGCUCCGGUACCAGCGCCAGCUACAACUCAACUACGUGCAAAUGUUCAGGAGGACGAGGUCUCUAGAGGCGGAGGUAGAGUCCCUCACCAUGGAGCUGGAGCUGGAGACCAAGGCCAACAAGCACAAGAAGGUGUACGCUAAGGGCAAGGGGCUUCCCCUCCCCGAGCUGCACGCCCAGGCUAUUGAACUAUGAGCUGCUUCGGCUUGUGUGGACUAAACGUGUUUGUGUGACAGAGUGAAUCCUUGAACUAAGAGAGGUGUACGAAUUCUGUCCAACUUCAUGUGGACCUUUACACAGCUUUGAAAUCCAAAUUGCGGAUCACCAACGUAGCAGGCGGCUGAGCAACGUCCGCAGCAUUGUGACAGUCAGUCAUAGGCUUUCAUGGCUGUUAUUUUGUACCUGAAUUACCAGGCAUUUACAUGCCCCUGGCUUAUGUGCCAUUUUAGUGUAACUUUUAAGAUAGUAUGGUAUUAGUGAUGGUAAUGUUUUGUUGUCCAUAGAUCUUUCGGUCUACUUUGUUGUCUUUAUUACAUGUAUAUUUUUGAAAUAUGUGGUUAUGCAUGGCUGUAAUUGCAGUUAUUAAAAAAAAUCUUCAGAAAUGAAUGUGCAAUUGUGCAUCCUAUUUUUCUUAUUUCACCAUUCAUAAACAAUGUUGUACAGAUGUGAAUGUACCUUUGUCUGUUCCCUGUCAUUUAAAAAAAUCAAGGACUAUUGAUGGUUUGUCCUGGAUAGACAUUAUUUGAUCAUUUUGCACAA